CGACUGCGAGCGUAUUUAGCAGCAUCAGAAGCGUGAGUCAAGAGGUGAUCGCGUUUUGCAUGACCCCGCGCUUGGCCUUCUGUCGAGUCAGGUUCAAGAUAGGGCGAUCGGACUUCGGCCGCUAUCACUGAUAGGACUUCUCGUUGCCCGAAGUCAUUGUCCGCCGCCGCAUGAUAAACCACCGAGAUUGCUUCUACCGAGUCUCACCGAUCUGGUUUCAACUUAUCAAGCAAUGCAGUCGUCAAGCUACAGGCAGAGGGAGGAUGCGCCAUUCCGGACACCGGAAGCUGUGCCCCAGAACGUCCUCUCCCGAAGAGCUUGUCUCGAGUGCCAUAGACAGAAACAAAAGGUGUAACAAGCAGCAGCCUUGUUCGAACUGUAUACGGCGAGGCAUUUCACACUCCCGCGUUUGGCCGGUAGACUUCAGGCGGCAUUGUAUGUCGCAGUAGAUCAACACAUCUUACUAAUCAUCAACUCGUGGUACUCCGGCCGUCCACGUCAAUGGCCUCUCGCGCGGAUCUCAGCCUGUGGCU
Molecule: messenger RNA, 533 nt
Organism: Aureobasidium pullulans EXF-150
Lineage: Eukaryota; Fungi; Ascomycota; Dothideomycetes; Dothideales; Saccotheciaceae
Exons: 1
Coding region: 171-449 (92 amino acids)
Biological process (GO): regulation of DNA-templated transcription
Molecular function (GO): DNA-binding transcription factor activity, RNA polymerase II-specific; zinc ion binding
Source: RefSeq, a predicted model, not a curated record